Leptidea sinapis is the source of this 5197-nucleotide messenger RNA. It is a transcript of the gene Wsck, whose product is annotated as putative inactive tyrosine-protein kinase Wsck. The coding region runs from base 316 to 2499 and encodes 727 amino acids. The record is from RefSeq and is a predicted model, not a curated record. The transcript has a single exon. Lineage: Eukaryota; Metazoa; Arthropoda; Insecta; Lepidoptera; Pieridae. Gene Ontology annotation, cellular component: signaling receptor complex. Gene Ontology annotation, molecular function: transmembrane receptor protein tyrosine kinase activity; protein binding; ATP binding. Gene Ontology annotation, biological process: positive regulation of kinase activity; protein phosphorylation; multicellular organism development.
AUAUGCGAGCCAAAAUCUGCAAAAAGGAGUGGAAAUCGGAAAAAUAAAUAUUCCGGGUUUUGACCAAAGAGUUUGUUUUGACUUUGUCAUAUUUUGGUUUUGAGCACAUAAUUUAUACCUAAUUCUUAGUUUUUGUAGUUCGUAUUUUAUGUUUCUUGAUUAAAAUGAAAUGUGCAGUAAUAAAAAUUCACGAUUUUACUAAACCAUUGAUGGGUAAAUGUAUGUUGGACUUGUUCACAAACAUAUAAUUUAAUUCAUAAUAAUUUAUGUCGGCGUAUGACUAAGACGCAAGUGUACGUCUGAACGUUAAAUACAAUGAAGCUGUUCCUGGUUCUUACUGUUACAUUAAUGCUACUAUUUUCCAAGUGUGUUAUAACAGACCGUGGUGAUUAUAUUGGGUGCUACUCAUUACCUCAGGAUGUACUUAAUACUCACACAGGGCAAUCAGUCGAUGUGUGUUUGCUAGCUUGUGAGCAAGUCUAUUAUAGAUACGCUCUUAUUGGAAACGAAUCUACUUGCUAUUGCGGGAAUUCCCCAGGGCAGUUUAAAAUUGACUUAGAAACGUGUAGCACGCCGUGUCCAAAAAACGAAUCUCAGAAAUGUGGUGGAGAAAAGGUUGCCAGUGUUUAUGAUACAGAAAUUAUGGCACCGGGCCCGCCAAUGACGUUAGAUGUGUACAAUUUAACUGAAACUACAAUUCGUCUUCAAUGGACUCCUCCAAAAGCAUAUACUAAAAUCACUGGUUAUGUAAUUCGUGCUGUUGUACUGGAAACAUUUGCUGAUUAUACCUUACUGCCACUGGAAUGGCAUACACAAAAUAGUACACUACAGACAGAGUUACCAAACCUGCAGCCAGGUUCUGUAUACAAUAUAUCAGUGGCUGCUAUCAAUUUUGAUGAAGAGGGUGCUGCUAUUGUAGUCACUGCAGAAACAGUUAUAGGUACUCCUGACCCAAGUCCUCCUGAUAUAGAUGUGAUAAAGAGACCUGGAGAUAAAAUGCUGGUACAUGUUCCUCAGGCUAGAAAUGUUAAUGGCCCUAUAUCUAUGUACAGAAUUGUAGUAUCAAUUGAGUUAUUACAACAGGGAUUCAUUUUGGAGAAUCUUGGCAAUUAUUCAUAUGCCCAGGAUCAGGGACUUUCAUACUAUAUAACAGCUGAAUUAGACCCUGAAGAUAUUAAAAAUGAUUUUAUAAUUGGGGACAGGAGAACCUAUAAUGGUUUUUAUAAUGCACCACUCCCAUUGACUAAUGAUAUUGAUGUUUCUCUAGGUGUGGUUAGUGAAAAGAACCAUGUCAAAAAAGUAAGGUAUGCUGAGGCAACCAAAAAGAUAAUAUUGAAUAUAAAUGAACCAGAAGUUGUUUCACCUCUUGUUGUAGCUCUAGGAGCAGGUAUUGCCAUUGGUGUUGUUUUAUUAUUAAUUGGCAUUGGUGUCAUUAUUAUCCUCAGAAAACAGAUACAUCUUUCCCGUCUACAGAGAGGAUCUCAGUCCAUGCCAUUGAGUCUAAGUGAGCCAUGUUUAGAGAUAGAGAACUCGGGCUUUCUUCAGGAUGAAGAGGACAGAGUAGAUUACUACAGUAAUUUAAAGAGAAAGCUUUGGAAUAUACCAAGAAAUCUGAUUGAUAUUGAUAUAUCAAAUGUUGUAGGGGUUGGUAGUUAUGGAAAGUGCAUGAGGGGUACAGUUCGUCAGCACAGUGCCCAGACACCAGGUAUAAUACAAGUUAUUUCUGAUAGUGAGUUGGAUAAAACAGACAGAAAAUUGAUGCUUCAGGAAUUGGAUUUAUUAAUUAAAACUAGUGAACAUAGUAAUGUCAUCACUCUUAUAGGAAUCUGUGAGACAAACACAACACUGUUUGUUGUAUUGCACAACAUUCAAACUUCCUUAAAAGAGAUGCUCUUACAGAGUCGAUACAGAGACCUCCAGAACAAUAAGUUUUGUCUAUUAGCUGAGAACACAGUAAUUGAAAUGUGCUGUAAAAUAAUAAGUGGUAUGGAAUACUUACACAGUAAAAAAAUCAUACACAAAAGGUUGUGUUGUCGUAAUAUUGUGGUUAGUGAUAAUGGUCAGGUUAAGGUGUCUGGCUUCGGUUUGUCACAUGUGAGGCCCCUUCACUCUACUCCUGAUUACACAAGGUGGAAUGCUCAUGAAAUCUUGCGACAAACAAGAUUCAACCCUAAAGCGGAUGUCUGGUCAUUUGGAUGCCUAAUGUGGGAGGUUUUUACUAUUGGUGCUACUCCCUAUGGACAAACAUCUAGUAAGGAUGUUGCUGUGAGGGUGUUACGAGGUAUGCGCCCUUCACAGCCCACCUAUGUGGGGGACGAGCUGUUCCAAUUUUGCCUUCAGUGUUGGCAGAUUGACCCUGAUGAGAGGCCAAAUUUUGCAGAACUUCACAGUAAGUUGACCCCAUUUGUAGACGGACCUGCCACAAGGUGCCUAAGUUUCACCUACUUCAAUGGUUUCAAAUAUGAACCACAUAUACCUGAGCAUGAAUUAAUCUCAUAACAUAACUAUUAAAUUUUAUUUUUUCAUUAAUACUUAAUUUAAAUUGAGAUCUGAUAUUAAUUAAUACUGAUAUUAUGUAUCUUAAAUAUGUAACUUUACUUGAUAUUAUUGAGUACUUAAUUAUAAGAAAGUAUUAUGAAUAUCUUUCAAGUCUAUUUUCCACUACAAGGUGUCAUUUCUUGAGUAGCCAAUUUUUUUUAAAUAUUUCAUUCUAAUACUACAACAUAAUUUUAAUUUGAUCUCAUAAUACUCAUAUAUCUAAUGUGACAGUUCAGUUGACUACUUGAUUGGAAAAUUAUUGAUUAUUAAAUGUGUGAAAAGAGCAAUCCCAUUUUGUUUUUCGCUUUAAAGGUAAUGAAGGAUGCUUUAUAUAUGUAUAUUGUUAGAAAGUUACUUUGAAAGUAGUGAAAAAUAGUAUUAAGAUUGUCCUGUGAAAAACAGUUAAGUAUCCAAUUGCACAUAAAAUGCAUUAUUGUUUUUACUCAGAAAACUUAGAGAAUUAGGGUUUUAUUUAUUUUUAAUGAUGUGAAAUAUUAUGAAAUUAAAAAGCAUUAAAUUUUGUGAAAAUCACCACUAAAAGUCUCUAAAAAUGUUUUAGUGUACAGGUACAAUUAAUUAUUAAGGUAAUGGAAAGCUAAUACUAAAUGAUCCAAAGAAUGUUAUUUCUAAUUGAAUAGUUUAUUUUAAUUUGUAUGUGAUCAUAUUUAUCAAUCUCUUGUAUAUUUGUCUAUUGUUUCUUGUAUAUUUUUUGCGUCAGUUGAUCUAUAAUCAACUGACACAAAAACAGUUUGAAUGUACUUCAUGCAAUUUAUCCUUUUAUAAAUUGUAAAGAAUUGACAGUGUGGCAAUAAUCAUUACAUGAUUGAUAAGACAUGAAUUAUUUUAAUUAUUGUGUAACUAUAGAAUUUAAUUUAUUUACUAGAAUUAACGGGAUUUCACAGUUUUAUGCCAAUUAAGCAACUGCAUGCAACUAAGCUUCACUGUCAGCUGGGCUGCACACCAAACAUAUAUUUAUGACACCACAUAGUAGAGUCGCAUAUUAGCUGCUAAUAUGUGUAUUAGGUGUGCCUAUUCGCCCUCAAAUAUGCGGGAGCACUAAAAGUGGUGCCUCAAAUGGAUGUCUGGUGUGCAGCCCAAUAAUAGUAUAGUAAGAAUAUUUUUACGGUGUAUACUGCAGAACUAAGCCUCUUUAAUAAAUUGUCGAAAUAAAGGCUUCAAAUUAGCAUCUAACAUUAUUCCUAGGAAUACAGCUACAACCACUAUAAGUUGUACAAUGUUCAGCAAUCGCUUAACAUUUAGUAAAGUAAAUUUUAAGUAAAAGUCUCUAUACCAAUAAUAAGUAUUUUUAUAAAUUAGUGAUAAAUAAUAUUAUUCCAAGAUUUAUGAUUAGCAAGAUAGAUGAUCAGAAGAUAUUAAGAAGUAAUAUGAAUAAGAAAUAGAAAGGGUCCUACAACAGAACCCUGUGCAACUCUAAUUUUGGUAAUCCUGAAGACCACUUUAUAUUUACCUGUACUUUUUUAACCUACAGUCUAUGAUCAUGAUAUCAUGAUAUUGAUAGCUAAUUUCAUGUCUUUUCGUGAAUAGUAAUUAUUUAUAUAAUAUAAAUUUUCCUAAUGUGGUAUCUAAAAGUUCUCCCGUUAAGGUUGACAAAAUUCGAAACAGUAUUAUCCACAAAACUUAAUCGUGACCCACGUUAGGCUGCAUUUGCACGCUGACGUCGAUUGAGCGUAGCUAAAAAUGAGAAAAGAUAAGUUCGCGUAUAGACCAGCGCUGAGGAAUUCCUACGCGCGUACAGCUACGUCGCGCUAACGAGAAUGUUCGGCCAACUCGUUGGUCCGCUGAAGCGCUUUGGCGAUAAAUUAGUGCGUUCGGUGCGACGGUGACCGACUAACGUGCGUUCGUAACAUUGUAAUCGAAAAUUAUGCUGCGUAAGUAGUACGGACAUAUCAAAGAGGUUACGAAUGGAUUUAAUUUUGUUCGCAUCAUAUUUGCUGUCAGCUGAGCACUACACGCAACAUGGUCAGCGCGUAAGGGUACGCUCGACCAAAGUCCAACUUGCACGAUAGCGAAGAGAACCUUACUGAUUUUAUUUAAUAUUAAAAUAAUUAUCAGGAAAGUGGGUCAUGAAUCAAUUUUGUCGAUGGUAUGCGGGCGCCCGCUCCUUGUAGCACCCCUUUACUAUUUAAUAUUAUUUGACAGAUUCAUUUUAACAGACAAUAAUAUAAUAGUUUUUUUAUUAGUUAUAGGUAUUAGUUUUUAUACACAUACGUAUAUAUUUAUUUGGUCUUGUGAUAUUUUCAAUGAUUUGUAAUAAAUGAUUUAGUUUGUCUUAUCAGUAUACUCAACACUAACAAAUACUUAUAAUGUAUCUUAAAUUUAAAGCAAAAUAUUCUUUAACUACUAACAUAUUUCAUAAUUAAAAAUUAAAGUUUUACUUUUUUUAUGAUAACACGUCGCCAUAAUAUUUAUAGUGUGGACAAACAAGAGCCGAUGGUUCCUACGUGGUUGAUAACCAACAUCCACAUCUUUCAAGACCAGGAAGUUACAAGCCCUAGUGUUAUUUAAUAUUCCGUUUAAAGUGUACUUAAGUAUUAUGUAGAACUUAAGUAUUAUGUAGAUCUAUCCGUCCAUUACGAAUCUGAUAAAUUACUUUUUACACUUUGUAUUUAAACUAUAACAAUAAAUGAAUUUAAACUUA